GCAGUACUUUUUUUUAUUGUUGCUUCGGAAUUGCCAGCUUUAGCCAUCGUAUUAGUGGAAAAUAUGAGAGUUUUCACAAGAGCAGGUAGGAUAUAGUUGCUGUCUUAUUUAUUAAACAAAACUGUGUACUGCACAGAACAUAAGGAUCACAUAAAGUUUAUGAUCAGAUUGCUGUCUGUAUUCAUAAAAACUUAUAGUUGCGAUAAUUUUUAUAUAUAAACAAAUUAUUUUUGUGCGAAAAGUAACAAGUUUUGCGUGAAGAUUCAUUUGGGCAUUAAAGCAAUCCCAGCCGAUAACGCAAUAACGGCUUGAAUAGUUUUAACAAUCAAAGGUCGUUUGAAGUUUUUUCUUAUCUGCGUGUAGAAAAUGCAAUCUGCUCUAAUAGUGGGGAAAAAAAUAUGCAGCUCUUUGCUGCUAAGAAAUUGGGUGAGGCCGUUAUCGGCUGCCAGCGAUAAAUUAACCAACGUCGAGGUUAAUGAUAAAACCGGUUUUGCUAAGCUUACGAUGAACCGGCCUCCAGUUAAUGGGUUAAAUUUAGAUUUACUUCGCGAUCUUCAUCAAUCUAUUCAAGAUAUUGAAAAAAAUAAAUGCCGCGGAUUGAUAUUAACUUCUGCCUCUAACACAAUAUUUUCAGCCGGCUUGGACAUUAUGGAAAUGUACAAGCCUGACCAAGAACGAUUAAAACAGUUUUGGACCGCUUUGCAAGACGUUUGGUUAGCUUUAUAUGGCUCCGCAGUUCCAACGGCAGCUGCCAUUAAUGGUCACUCACCAGCUGGCGGCUGUUUAUUAGCUGCUAGUUGUGAAUAUCGGGUCAUGCUUCCUAAAUAUACAAUCGGACUCAAUGAAACACAAUUGGGUAUUGUAGCUCCCAAAUGGUUUAUGUCAACUUUUCGCAAUGUUUUACCGCGCCGCAUAGCCGAACAAGCCUUAACUCAGGGUAAAAUGUUCACAAGCGACGAAGCCUUAAAAAUUGGUCUAGUUGAUGAACUGGCUGCUACGAAAGAAGAAGCUCUGCUAAAAUGUGAAAAAUUUUUUGCUUCUUUCGCCAAAACGGAUCCGAUUGCUAGAUACUUGACAAAGAAACAACUUCGUCACAAUGACAUAAAAGAGCUGUUGGAUGAAAAAGUACAAGAUGUAGAAAAUUUUGUACUUUUCGUUAAUCAACCAAGCGUACAGAAGGGUUUAGGUUUAUAUCUUGAAAGCCUUAAGAAAAAAGCGAAAUAAUAAUUUCUACUUUUCAUUUAUUCACUAAGAUAUAAAAUUUUCCACAAACAUUAU
Messenger RNA from Glossina fuscipes, 1278 nucleotides. Its product is annotated as enoyl-CoA delta isomerase 1, mitochondrial. Bases 367 to 1224 code for a protein of 285 amino acids. Gene Ontology annotation, cellular component: mitochondrion. The transcript is spliced from 4 exons. The record is from RefSeq and is a predicted model, not a curated record. Gene Ontology annotation, biological process: fatty acid beta-oxidation. Gene Ontology annotation, molecular function: enoyl-CoA hydratase activity. Lineage: Eukaryota; Metazoa; Arthropoda; Insecta; Diptera; Glossinidae.